Molecule: messenger RNA, 408 nt
Organism: Moesziomyces antarcticus
Lineage: Eukaryota; Fungi; Basidiomycota; Ustilaginomycetes; Ustilaginales; Ustilaginaceae
Exons: 2
Coding region: 1-408 (135 amino acids)
Source: RefSeq, a predicted model, not a curated record
AUGCCUCGCUAUCAACGUGGCUAUCUUGGCGACGGCGACUUUUUGAGCGCAACAAUUGAUUACCCUCCUCCAUCGUUCACACGUUGGCAUGACAGGGCUUGGUCAGCCCUGUCGCCUUCUCAUUUGAUCGGUUCUCGCCGACGAUGCAACGAGCGAUGGGAUCGGGUGUCUACGCAUAUACCUUUGACGUCCGAUGAGCCGCCUGCGAAACGGAUCCUGGGCGGAAAUCCUGGGGCAGCAGCUCAAGCCAGCACGGCCGAAGACCCCACCAUGACCGCCGCCGCCACCCCAGCCUUCCGCACUGUUUGGCCUCCUGCCUCGCACCCAGCGGGCAUCAACGUGUUCGGUGGCGACUCUGUUGCCAGAUGGACGGGCGGGCAGCCAGGCGACGCAAAGACACUCGGCUAA